Messenger RNA from Melanotaenia boesemani (Boeseman's rainbowfish), 2305 nucleotides. RefSeq names its product tripartite motif-containing protein 16-like. Gene Ontology annotation, molecular function: zinc ion binding; protein binding. The transcript has a single exon. The record is from RefSeq and is a predicted model, not a curated record. Lineage: Eukaryota; Metazoa; Chordata; Actinopteri; Atheriniformes; Melanotaeniidae. The coding region runs from base 39 to 1706 and encodes 555 amino acids.
AAAAGUGAAACCGUUUGACAGUUACUGUGAAGAGGAAAAUGGCGCAGCAGGAAAAUCAGCUGGACCGAGUAAAGUUCUGUUGUUCCAUCUGUCUGGAUCUACUGAAGGAUCCGGUGACUAUUCCCUGUGGACACAGCUACUGCAUGAACUGUAUUAAAAGCUUCUGGGAUGGAGAGGAUCAGAAGGGAAUCUACAGCUGCCCUCAAUGCAGGAAAACUUUCAUACCAAGACCUGUCCUGGUGAAAAACACCAUGUUUGCUGAUUUAUUAGAAGACAUGAAGAAGACUGGACUCCAAGCUGCUCCUGCUGAUCACUGCUAUGCUGGACCUGAAGAUGUGGCCUGUGAUUUCUGCUCUGGAAGAAAACUGAAAGCCAUCAAGUCCUGUUUAUUCUGUCUGGCCUCUUACUGUGAGAAACACCUUCAGCCUCAUUAUGAUGUGUCUCCUUUAAAGAAACACAAGCUGGUGGAGCCCUCCAAGAACCUCCAGGAGAACAUCUGCUCUCGUCAUGAUGAGGUGAUGAAGAUGUUCUGCCGUACUGAUCAGAAGUGUAUCUGUUAUCUCUGCUCUGUGGAUGAACAUAAAGGCCACGACACAGUCUCAGCUGCAGCAGAAAGGACUGAGAGGCAGAGAGAGCUGGAGGUGAGUCGACAAGAAAUCCAGCAGAGAAUCCAGGACAGAGAGAAAGAUGUGAAGCUGCUUCAACAGGAGGUGGAGGCCAUCAAUCACUCUGCUGAUAAAACAGUGGAGGACAGUGAGAAGAUCUUCACUCAGCUGAUCCGUCUCAUCCAGAAAAGAAGCUCUGAUGUGAAGCAGCAGAUCAGAUCCCAGCAGGAAACUGAAGUGAGUGGAGUCAAAGAGCUUCAGGAGAAGCUGGAGCAGGAGAUCACUGAGCUGAAGAGGAAAGACGCUGAGCUGAAGCAGCUCUCACACACAGAGGAUCACAACCAGUUUCUACACAACUACCCCUCACUGUCAGCACUCAGUGAGUCUACACACUCAUCCAGCAUCAAUAUCCGUCCUCUGAGAUACUUUGAGGAUGUGACAGCAGCUGUGUCAGAGCUCAGAGAUAAACUACAGGACAUUCUGACAGACAGAUGGACAAACAUCUCACUGACAGUCACUGAUGUGGAUGUUUUACUGUCACAACCAGAACCAAAGAGCAGAGCUGGAUUCUUAAAAUAUUCUUGUGAAAUCACACUGGAUCCAAACACAGCACACACACAGCUGUUACUGUCAGAGGGAAACAGAAAGGUGACAUGUAUGUAUAAACAACAGUCUUAUUCUAGUCAUCCAGACAGAUUCACUGGAUGGGUUCAGGUUCUGAGUAGAGAGAGUCUGACUGGACGUUGUUACUGGGAGGUGGAAAUGAGAGGAAACGUUUAUGUAGCAGUCGCAUACAAGAAUAUCAGCAGAGCAGGGUGGGCGAAUGAAUGUAGAUUUGGAUUUAAUGACAAAUCUUGGUCAUUACAUUUUAACCAAAAUAGUUAUGAGUUUCGAUACAACAACAUCAUAACCUCCAUCUCAGGUCCUCGGUCCUCCAGAGUAGGAGUGUAUCUGGAUCACAGAGCAGGUAUUCUGUCCUUCUACAGCGUCUCUAAAACCAGGACUCUCCUCCACAGAGUCCAGACCACAUUCACUCAGCCGCUCUAUGCUGGACUUUUCAUUAAUCCAGGAUCCAGUGCUGAGUUCCGUCAAGUGAAGUAAAGUUAUUUUCUCUGCAUUAAAUCACUUUAUUACCCUCUCAGAAUGUGUAAGAUAAACAUUUCUUGGUAUGUCCAGGGUCCUGGAGUUGAAAUCUGCAGGAAAGGGGGUUUUCUUAUCAGCUGAAAAAAACACAAGUUUAGAAAGAAAACGGCUUCAAAGUGGACAACGUCCUGGAUGAUGAGUACCAUUUGAGAUCCAUAAAACCUUUAGUUGGUUCUUAAGGCAGAUUCGUGUUGCAGAAGAUUAAAGUUCAGAAAUUUCCCAGAUCUUUGAUAUAACUUAACGAAGUACUCCUCCCAUUCUUCAGGUUGGAGCGUUGACCUUCUUGACCUGUGGAGCUAAAAACCAAGUCAUAAAUCUAAGUCCUGGAUUUUUACCAGUCAGACCUCCACUUUUGGAGUGAGAGGGACUGUUGGUCUGUAAGGAGAAAAUCCCUCAAAUGUUUUAUUCAGUCAGGAUUAAACAAAAGUUCCACUCUUUACUUUGAAGAUGCUGGAAUCUGCUACCCCCCCUGUUCUCUGCAUCUGGUUGCUUUAAGCUGGAAUCUUUAAACUUGAUCAUGUUUUAAUGCUGUCUUUUUUUCACAGUGGAACUUUAUU